AAAGUGCAAAAGAGGAAAUGGGCAGCCUAGAAAAUGGGAAAACAACAACAGGGUGGGCUGCGAGAGACCCAUCAGGGAUUCUAUCGUCUUACACAUACACUCUUAGGAACACAGGGCCAGAGGACGUGUUCAUCAAGGUAAUAUGCUGUGGUAUCUGCCACACCGAUCUCCAUCAAAUCAGAAACGAUCUUGGCAUGUCCAACUACCCAAUGGUUCCUGGUCAUGAAGUUGUUGGUGAGGUCAUGGAGGUUGGUUCUGAUGUCACUAAGUUCAGAGUUGGAGAUUGUGUCGGUGUGGGUUGCAUCGUUGGAUGUUGCAGGCAAUGCUCUCCUUGCAAAUCAAACAUUGAACAAUACUGCAACAAGAAGAUUUGGUCCUAUAACGAUGUGUACCCAGAUGGUAAACCCACCCAAGGAGGCUUUGCUGGUUCCAUGGUCGUCGAUCAGAAGUUUGUCGUGAAGAUACCAGAAGGGAUGGCGGCAGAGCAAGCGGCGCCGCUACUAUGUGCAGGGUUGACAGCCUAUAGCCCAUUGAGGCAUUUUGGGUAUAAUCACAGUGGGGUGAGAGGAGGGGUUUUGGGACUUGGAGGUGUUGGCCACAUGGGAGUGAAGAUAGCCAAGGCGAUGGGUCACCAUGUCACUGUGAUUAGCUCUUCUGAUAAGAAACGAGAGGAGGCAUUGGAACAUCUCGGCGCUGACGCCUACCUCGUGAGCUCUGAUACUGCGGCCAUGCAAGCAAUUGCUGAUAGCCUCGACUACAUAAUCGACACUGUUCCCGUCUUCCAUCCACUCGAGCCUUACCUUUCUCUCUUGAAGGUCGACGGCAAGUUGAUCUUGACUGGUGUGAUUUCAACCCCUCUGCAAUUCGCUUCCCCUGUUGUAAUGCUCGGGAGGAAGUCGAUCACAGGAAGCUUUAUAGGAAGCAUGGAUGAAACAUCAGAGAUGCUUGAGUUCUGCAAGGAGAAGGGAUUGACGUCAAUGGUGGAAAUAGUGAAGAUGGAUUAUGUGAACAAAGCCAUAGAGAGGUUGGAGAAGAACGAUGUGAGAUACAGGUUCGUUGUGGAUGUGGCCGCCAGCAAGCUUGAUGAAUGAA
This is a messenger RNA of Telopea speciosissima, 1092 nucleotides long. RefSeq names its product cinnamyl alcohol dehydrogenase 1-like. Gene Ontology annotation, biological process: lignin biosynthetic process. The transcript is spliced from 6 exons. NCBI's taxonomy places the organism in Eukaryota, Viridiplantae, Streptophyta, Magnoliopsida, Proteales, Proteaceae. Gene Ontology annotation, molecular function: zinc ion binding; cinnamyl-alcohol dehydrogenase activity. The coding region runs from base 18 to 1091 and encodes 357 amino acids. The record is from RefSeq and is a predicted model, not a curated record.